AUGCUCUUUGAUACCGCAAAACCUGCUGAGGAUCAAUUUGAUGAAAACGUCAGAAUAAUCAACCAAGUUAAAAUAAUCAACCAAGAAGAUGGACCUCGGGCUGCUCUUGAAGUUACUCCUGGGGCUGUUUCUAGAGUUGUACCAAGGGAGGCAGCGCCCCUUUUGAUUCCUCAAUCACCGGUGCUUGUGCCGAGUGUCCUCAGCCCAAUAAUUGGGCGCUGGAAAUCAGAGGACAAGGCAAAGGCCGAGCUCGAGGAAAAGACAGCAGCUGCAGCAGAAAAGACAGCGUCUGCAGCAGAGGCUAAAAGGCUUAAAAAGCAGCGGAAAAAUAAGGCUCGAAAGGAGAAAAAGAAUUUGAAAAAGCAAUCAGUCAGCGAGAGCCAGUCCAGCGGCGAAGACACGCGUAACGAAGAGAAUCAGCUCGUUCUAUAUGAGGAAAUCUUAAGUGAUGAUGAGCUUAAUCUUAAUUCAGCGCUUCCGAAUAGGUACAAAAAUGAUGAUGAAAGUUUACUAUCCUGUGCGGAACUGAAAAUUCUUUAUAAAUAUUUGGCAAGCAUAGAGGGUGAUGCUACAUUUAUCAGAAACACCCGGUUUGCUAUCGAGAGAUUCACGAAAAUGAUACGUAGAGGAGAACUAAAGUGCUCAGAAAUUGUGAGAAAUGAGGAAAUAAAAGCUCACGCUGUUGAGACUAAGCCGAGUCUCCGAUUGGGAUCAACAAUCGAGUGGAAAAGUCCAAAAGGUGUCAUGAAAGGUGUAAAAAAAUGUUUACCCAUAGAUUCGAAAGUUAGCUCUGCAUCCGUUGAAAAGGAGUACCAAAUGGGAGAAUUGAAGAAGGCUGUAUCCCCUACCUUGAAAUUCGAAAUCCUAACCAAGGAUGAUAAGACUUCCGAAAUGAUCUCUCAAGCACCUGUUAAAACUUCCCAGUUCACUGUUGAGUCUAUUGAAAAGCCUGAUUACAAGAACACUCAGCAGGAAAAAUUUAAGGAGAUCGAGACAAGCCAAGCGUCACCAAAACCGUCUACAGAGGCUGUGGCGCCAGUUUCCGGUGAAGAAAUAAAAGAGACCCCCAAGAUUACAGCACCAACUCCUGUUGUCAAUGAUGUCAAAGAGGUUUGGGGGCUCGAGAAGCUUUUUCCGCCGGUCGUCCCAAGUGAAACCAAAGUGGUCAAGACUAGGGCGGUAGCAACGCCCAGGAUCCCGGAGACAAGAGCAGACAAGAUAAAAGCGUGGUUAGCAGAGAACGGACAGCCUGAAUCCACCAAGGUCACCGAGUCUACUGUCCCCCUGCUUAUUCCUGAUGGAGCCGAAGAAUCUCAGGUCGAUGAGACUGUAUCGACGGAUACAACCCAGGUAAUCAAUCAGGGACCAACCAAAGCAGGGAUCCAAUCUGUAGAGACGGUUGUGGUACCAGCCUUUGUAGUCUCUGAAACCAAAGAGUUCGAGGAGCUUGAAAUUCUGCCACCCAAAGUUCUGGAAAGUGAGAGCAUUCCAGAGCUCAAUGAGCUUGAGGCAUCUGGGAUCGAGUCACCAACUCUUGUUGAUGAACUUUCGACAGCCCCAAUCAAACUCGAGGGUGCAUCUUCAGCUGAGGUUAUGAUUCCAUCAACCGUCGGGUCGCCAACUCCUGCUGAUGAACCUCUAACGGCCCUAAUUGAACUCGAGGUUGUAUCUUCAACUGAGGGUACGAUUCCAUCAAUCGUCGGGCACGAUCAAUUGAAAAAACAAGAUGAGGUUUACUUCGGGGAAUGUGAUUAUCUCGUCCAGGAACUAGAGGAACUGCUCUCGCAAAGUGCGCCUGAGCCGAACCUUCAGCCCGAAGAUUCAUCCCAGGUGCAGGAAGAGCCUCAAAUUCCUGAGGAAGUUUCUCCUACUGGUCCUGAAGUCCCCCAGAUUACCAUCACAUCUGCUAUUCAGGGAGCUCUCGAACCUCAGAAAAUCCAGGAAUGCACAGAGAUAAUCGCCCCUGCAGUUGAACUGACCGCAGAUGAGGCUGUUCCUAUUGGUAAGAUGAUGAGGAUUAACAUCGAAUUGGGGGGCAAUAUUAUAGAAGACAUGGAUACUCAAGGUCCACUAGAAUCUUCCUCUAGCCAAGCUCUGGGGAUAGCAAAGUUGCUCACGGCCCAUGAUUGGCAGACUGGUGGAGAUGAUAUCUUAGAAUUUCUAAAGAACUUUGACGAUAGUUCCCUCGGAGUCGUCUCUUAUAACGACCUGGAGCCUACUGCCGCGCCUAACGAGGUCCUAGAGCUCUCAAACGAUAUGGAAGAGACUACUCGACCGUUUGAUGCAGACUUUGAUCUAAACUAUCGAUGUGAUGAGAAUAUAGACAUAGAGGCUAUCUUCAACGAGAUACUUGAUCAGGGCGAACUAUUAUCUGAAGACCAGAUGAAUGUUUGCCAACUCGCAAACAUGGAUGCGAAUGGCCAAACGGAUGUUGCGGAUCAUAUAAUGACUGAAGUGAUGUCUUCUGAGCAUAUCCCGACUGUCGAUGGGGUGGAAAUUGACCAACUCGAGUUCAGCGAAAAUGACCUAUUUCGACAGGAAAUACUGGCAGCAAGCAUCGAUGAGAGCUUACUUAACCAGACUCAAAUGGUACCAGAAGCUACCGUAGCUAUCCCAGCGAAUAACGAAUUCGAAGGUCAACAGAACGGGGCCGACAAUGAAUUUCAAUUCGAGAUGCCGCAGGAGAAAUUUAUUCCUCAGUUGGAUACAAGCCUUACCGCAUCACGUUCCAUUGAGCAAUUCACUCCAGUAUCCCCAGAAUCUAGUAUCCUUGUCUCCCAGUUAACUACCGAGCAAGUAUCGUACCAGGAAACUAUUCAUCCUGAACUGAGUAUCGAGAAUGCCGCUCUAUUAUUAUUAAGACCAACCCAGGAAGCCUUUGCCCCCCAAUCCUAUACCGAGAAGUCUCCAAUGGCCAUAUCGCAGGAGGUUUUUAACUCCCAGUUGGUGACCGAGCAGCAGUCUACUCCAGUUGAGUUGGCACAACCAGUGGAUUUGGCACAACAAACCUUUGUCCCCCAGGUAGAGAUUGGACGGACCUCUCAAAAACCGACAGAAAAAAAUAUUUCAGAACCCUCUACUUCUGUGGAGUUGUUUCAAGGAACCAUUAUUCCCUAUUUGCCUGUUGAUCAGCCUAUUUCGUUGGCCACAACGCAGGAACCUAGCCGCCAGAUAACCAUUAAGCAGUCGGUUUCCGAGUUUGAUAUCGAGCAGUCACCCCCAGCGGCGCCGCUAGAGGAUACAACACAAUCAACACAAGAACAUCAAAUUUCCCAGGCCGUGAUUCCACACCCUAUCUUUAGCACCGCUAAUCUGUCUUCAACCACUAUCGAUGGAACGGAGCUCGAUAUCCCUCAAAAGUCCCUUGACUCCGUCAUAAACACGUUUCCUUUCAUUUUCGCACUCCAAGUUACUGAAAAGACCAGCAACAAAAGAUGUGUUGAACCUGAUGACGAUAACGAUGACGAGGACGAGGACGAGAAUAUCCAAGCUAAUAUGGAGGUAAUGAUGCUCACAAAGCGACCUGUCAUUCCCCUCCGCAAGAAGGUACUUGAAACCACCAUGGUGAAGGUGGCCCCAGCAGUAGAUAUGCCGAUGAAGCCGAAGGGUACAACUGGCAUCAGGAUGAUCAUGACAGCACCGACCCAAUCCGACAAGGAAAUUUCCCUCAAGAAGGUCAGUAGUGCCAAUUCCACAUCCACUGAUAACCCGUGUCAACAGCGUACCAAGAUAGAAGUAGCCCCUGAGACCGAGGAGCUCAAAGCGGAACCCAACUAUGACAGUGCCAAGGUCAACAUGCAACAGCAGCUCAACAAGACCACGACCAAGCUUCAAGCUAUAACGAUGGAAAAGUCGGUUGCUUCCGCUAGACAGAGGGGGAUGGAGAUUGAUGAUAAAGGUUUUUUCCAGUUGGGUUUGGAAAAGAAUAAGCCACGUCGGAGAUAUUGA
Molecule: messenger RNA, 3948 nt
Organism: Morchella importuna
Lineage: Eukaryota; Fungi; Ascomycota; Pezizomycetes; Pezizales; Morchellaceae
Exons: 5
Coding region: 1-3948 (1315 amino acids)
Source: RefSeq, a predicted model, not a curated record